UUUCAUAGGAACAUCGCAAAAGAUCUAUAUCAAAAUGCUAUUAAAAGAAAGUGGUUUUGUAAUGCCUGAGUGUCAUCAAGAAAAGGUCUGUUCAAAUUUUAACAUCACUUCAUCCUUAAGCUUUCAAGCAUCUGGCCUUGAGGUAUAAAGUAUUGAUGGCUGGAUUCAGUUUUAUUUUUUUAUUCUUGCCUUUGUCUUGACCCAGUAUAAUAAAAGUUUGAUCAGAUGUGUACUAUUUUUUGUAUGAUCUUUACUUCUUGUGCUUUGUCCAAGAAGCCUCUCUCUUAUGGCCAGGGUACCAUUGGUGGCAGCCAUGCUCUUACUGCUGGUGCUCUACUCUCCAGGGGUGUCCUCAGACCCCGUCCAGCACCUGUGUGGCUCCCACCUGGUGGAUGCCCUCUACUUUGUAUGCGGAGAGCGGGGCUUUUUCUACAGUCAAAAACAUCCUCACAAGAGGGACCUGAGAGAUCUGCUUGGGUUCCUGUCUAAAAGAGCCAAACAGUACCAGUGGCCGUGGAGGGCUCGGCCUGGCCAUGAUGAGCCCAAAGUGAAGAGAGGCAUCGUGGAGCAGUGCUGCCAUAAGCCCUGCAGCAUUCACCACCUGGAGGGCUACUGCGACUGACCCGUCACUCCACAACUAGUACCACUCAUAGCUUGUAAGAAGUCAAUUUCUGGCCCAAUACUUGCUGGCUAUGUCUUAUCAACUGAAGGAAAUAAAGCUUCAUGACCCAUAACCCAGGGCCCCUCUCUGUAAGGACGUGAAUUUGUGUUCUUUGUAGCUGACAGACACUGUUGUGUGGAUGAAACAUGGGUUGUAAAGGCUUUUUGCUGCGUUCCAACAUGUGGCUGCAGUACUUGAGUGCUCUCUACUGGCUGAGAAUGGGCAUGGCCAAGAGGAUCCCAAAAAAAAAAAAAUGUAUACAUAGCAUUUGCACAGGUCAAAAGUCAAUAAUUCUCAAUUACACUUUUGUUUUGUUGCGCAUUAAAAUCUGGCUUUAUUUACAAAGAAGAAAGAUUCAUAAACAGCUACCCUGCCUGAAAUAGUUGCUGAUAGGUUGCUACCCUAAGAAUUACUAAGUGCAGAGAUAAAAU
Messenger RNA from Larimichthys crocea (large yellow croaker), 1092 nucleotides. RefSeq names its product preproinsulin b (gene insb). The transcript is spliced from 2 exons. Lineage: Eukaryota; Metazoa; Chordata; Actinopteri; Sciaenidae. The coding region runs from base 287 to 622 and encodes 111 amino acids. The record is from RefSeq and is a predicted model, not a curated record. Gene Ontology annotation, cellular component: extracellular region. Gene Ontology annotation, molecular function: hormone activity.